AUGACUGCUUUACCGCACAACGACACCAGCGUGAUGGAAGAAAAAGAAGCCGCGCAGACGACGCACCUCGAAGACGUUGCCGAGUCGUCGACCCUUGCGUACGAGCAGGCGGAGAUGGAGCCGCGCAUGAAUCUACAGACAUGCCUGGCUUUCCUGGCUCUUGCAUCGCAGUACAAUGCUUAUGUCCUCACCUUGCUUAUUCCGUCGACUACUCUGAGCUACAUCAAUGCGGAUUUGGGACCGAAUUCGAACUAUCCUUGGAUCACUGUGUCUUGGACUCUAUGUGCUUCUUUCCUCAUCUCCGUCGGUGGAAGACUGUCCGAUAUCUUUGGACGACGCUACUUCAUGAUCUGCGGCGCCACCAUCAGCUUCAUCGGCACCAUCGUCGGUGCCACCGCGCAGUCUAUCAACCAGAUGAUUGCCUCUGGCGUGUUGUUCGGCCUCGGCUCUGGCUUCCAGGAGAUGGGUUACGCUGCCUGUCAGGAGAUCGUGCCGAAUAAGUAUAGGAUGUGGGCAGUUGGCCUGUUCGACUUCCUCGGGCUCAUCGCUCAGACGGGGCCGCUAGUCGCUUACUCAUUCAUUGCGAAGACGGAGAUUGGAUGGAGGGGAGCAUAUUGGUAUAUGUGCGCGUUCCACGGCUUCUUCGGCAUCGUCAUGUUCUUCACUUACUAUCCCCCAACUUUCCACACGAAGCACAAGCAUGAUGGCAAAACCAAGACCCAGCUCAUCAAAGAGAUCGACUACAUCGGCCUUUUGCUCUUCAUAGCAGGCUGCGUGCUCUUCCUGCUCGGCAUCAACUACGGCGGCCGCCAGUACGCGUGGACCUCUGCCCAUGUCAUCGCCCCCAUGGUCGUCGGCGUCCUGUGCCUCAUCGCGCUGGGAUUUUACGAAGUGUAUGCGGAUCUGCCGCUCCCGAUCAUGCCGCCCAAGAUCUUCAGGAAGUGGAGAGAAGUCACUAUGAUCUACGUUAUUUGCUUCGUCGGCGGGAUGUUAUACUACUCCCUCAACGUAAUCUGGCCACGCCAAUCCCAACUCCUCUUCACAGGUCCCAACAAAAUCAUCCAGGGCCUCUACGCCGAGCUCAUCCCGCUGGGCUCCGUCACCAGCGGCCUGAUCCUGGCCUUCGUCUGCGCCCGCAUCGGCCACGAGCGCUGGCAGCUCGUCUUCCUGAUGACGCUCGAGACCGCGCUGAUCGGCUCGCUGGCCUCGCUCGGCGUCGACGACAGGAUCCAGGCCAUCGCCACGAUCCCGUUUCUCAGUAUCAGCAUUAGUCUGCCGCAGCUGAUGAGCUUUGCGAUGAUUAGUCUGGGCUUGGGGGACGAGUUUAGGGAUGAUAUUGGCUGCGCCGUCGGGCUAGCAGGCACAUUCCGCCUCCUGGGCGGCUCCAUCGCAACGGCGAUCUACACCGCCAUCACAAACAACACUUUCGCCUCGCACCUGCCCGGCGAAGUGUCCCGCGCGGCGCCCAACUUCACCGCCAUGACCGCUCUGCUCAAGGCCGCGGCCGCUAACACCGCAGCGGCGUACAAAGCCGUGCCUGGCAUCACCGAGGAGGUCGUCGCGGCGACGCAGAUGGCGGUCAAGUACGCGUAUGUGGAGGCGUACAGGACGACGUAUCUGAGCGCGCUGGGCUUUGGCGGGCUUGCUAUUGGCGCGGCGUUGCUGACGAAGAGUACGGAUCGGGGGAUGAAGAAUAAUAAGAGGAUUGUGGUGCUGGAGAAUGAGAAGGGGAAGAGUGGGGAGGAGGUUUUGAGUGGAAAGGCUUAG
Messenger RNA from Trematosphaeria pertusa, 1767 nucleotides. Its product is annotated as MFS general substrate transporter. The record is from RefSeq and is a predicted model, not a curated record. The transcript is spliced from 8 exons. Gene Ontology annotation, biological process: transmembrane transport. Gene Ontology annotation, molecular function: transmembrane transporter activity. NCBI's taxonomy places the organism in Eukaryota, Fungi, Ascomycota, Dothideomycetes, Pleosporales, Trematosphaeriaceae. Gene Ontology annotation, cellular component: membrane. Bases 1 to 1767 code for a protein of 588 amino acids.